AUGUCGGUCACUCUCCAUACGACCCAAGGCGACCUGAAAGUCGAGCUCUUCUGUGAGGCAGUGCCGAAGACAGUAGAGAAUUUCCUCGCCCUUUGCGCAUGCGGCGCAUACAACAACACGCCCUUCCACCGUCUAAUCCCCGGCUUCAUGAUUCAAGGAGGCGAUAUUUCUCUAGGACCAGCAGCACAUCAAUCGCAAGACAGCACCAAACCCAUGCUUCCCUUCGACGACAUCCCGAAAGGCGGCACAUCGAUCAAUCACCCUGGCGCAUUGGACCAGGAAAUCCACAUCCCCGCUCUUCGGCACAAUACGCGCGGAAUUCUCUCAAUGGCAGCGCGCCCCGUCAAAGAUAGGACAGCUCCCGGAUCCCAGGGUGCAAUGGGGGCUACGAUUAACGGAAGUCAGUUCUUCAUUACGUUUGCCGCUGCCCCGCAUUUGGACGGAAAUAGCACCGUCUUCGGGAAGGUGUUGAACUUGACGGCACAAGAUGAGGGUGGUGAUGUGUUGAGCAAGUUGGAGAAGGCGAAUGCGAAGGUGGACAAGAAGGGGAGGGUUGUGCAGCCGAAAGAGGGCGAGGAGUCGGAGUAUGAGGCACUGCGCAUUAACAGGGUCACGAUACAUGCGAAUCCACUUGCGAAGUGA
Aspergillus nomiae NRRL 13137 is the source of this 642-nucleotide messenger RNA. It is a transcript of the gene cyp5, whose product is annotated as putative peptidyl-prolyl cis-trans isomerase. Gene Ontology annotation, molecular function: peptidyl-prolyl cis-trans isomerase activity. Bases 1 to 642 code for a protein of 213 amino acids. The transcript has 3 exons. Gene Ontology annotation, biological process: protein peptidyl-prolyl isomerization; protein folding. The record is from RefSeq and is a predicted model, not a curated record. Gene Ontology annotation, cellular component: catalytic step 2 spliceosome. Lineage: Eukaryota; Fungi; Ascomycota; Eurotiomycetes; Eurotiales; Aspergillaceae.